AAGCUUCCAGAGUUAGACAGAGAGAGAGUUGUUCGAAAAGAGAAGAGAGCUAAGGAAAGAGUAGGCUUAGAGGGGUUUUGGGCUGAUGUAAGAGGCUGCAUAUGUAGAUGAAUAUGCAGACCUGGUUUGAGUGAUUAGAAGAGAGAUUUCUUCUUUGUUGUUACCUAAAGCUACUCGACUGUGUUGGCCUCUCAUAUUCAUUCGAUCAAUAAAGGAUUGCAAGAGUGUUUCCAAGACUGGAUUAGAGUCAAUAAAUCAUCUUGAUUUAUUGGCUUGAACCAGUAUAACUAUCUGUGUUCAUUUGUUGUUCUUGUUUUAUUAUUUCUUUAAUUUCUGGUUUACUUGUUUCGGAUUUGUUGUUCAGUUUGAAAUCAGUAGCUACUUGUUGUUUCAAGUUUAUUAAGUGCAGGUACUGGAUCAAAGCUUUGAGGUGUGCAAAAUACAACAGAGUAUCUUGAGAAUGGAUGGGAAAACCACAACACGUAUGGGAAGUUCUGCUUGGAUUACUUAGGUGUGGCUAUAAGUGAGAAAACCGUUUUCCAUUUGGUUAUUCCUGAUGCCUAUGCCUAUUUGGCGAAACAAAAUUUUGUCAAGUAAUUAAAUCAAAGUGAAAAGAUUGCGAGCUUAAAUGCUGACCAAUUUGCUCAUGCUGCUCAAUGUUAUUGGAGCUCAGAAAUGGUUGAUGUUGGAAAUAAGGAAAAAUAUUACUUGGGCUAUUUGUUCGAUGGACUGGAAAAGGCUCUCCACAUUGAAUAUGAUUCAACUGAGGGAGACAGAAGAUGUCAAGAGUUUGCUUGAAGAUGUAAUUUUUCGAAGUGUUAGCAGGAAUAGUGAGCUGACAUUUAAACAAAUUGGAAAUGUGGUUAUGAUGGUUACUGGUUACUUUGGGAAACUUCGUAUUGAUACAUACAGGCAGAUCUCUCGUAGCUCUGUUAAAUAUCCAUUCUGGAAAUCAUGGAUUGAAAGUUUUGAGAACAUAGGAUCUGAAUUCUCACAAGAGUCUUCAUCUUUAGUUUCCUUUGAUCCUCCUACGCAUCACCAAGUCUCUUUGGUUCAAAAGUUCCAUAAAGCCUUAGAACAAACUUACUAUGCUGACUCUUUUGGUAAAAGUCACUAUGUAUCACCAAGUUGCUUCAUGUACAUUGUCGAGCGCCUUCUGAUUAUGAUAUUCCACUUCAAAGGGUGCUUUCUCUCAAUCAAAUCUUCUGUAGUUGAAUGGCUCAUAAGCCAGGAAUGGAAUAUGAAUGCCUUACACAACUUCAAAGAUGAUUGGCAACAAAAAUUUGGCGGUACUCUCGAUAUUGUGGCAGCCAUUGUUUCUGAACUUCUCUAUAACAAAGACGAUGUAAUGGCAUGGAUUGAAGGUUCUAAUCUCAGCUUGGCACGUCAUAAAGAGCUAGUGUUGAGAUUGUUUGUUGCUCUAUGCUUGCUCUGUGUGAACUGUGGAAAGUACUACGAGUUACUCUUUGACUUGCUUGGCAUGAGUGACAUUACUUCUCUACUACCACAACAGUUCUAUUGUGUUAUUCGAAAUCUGAAACCAGGAGAGUUUGAUGAGAAUGUUCGUGUUCUUGCACAAGCUUUCCAAAGAAUUGGGAACCCUUUAGUGGUAGUGAGCUCAGGAGAUCAACAUUUCAUUGAGUUUAAAAUCCCUUCAGGCACCAUCUUUGUAGACAUGGAAGUUCACAAAGGAAGAGAGGAGUUGAUUAGCAUAAUGUUUAAAUGAUGAUUCUAUGGUAUAUGUGUUUGAACUCAAUCAUUGCCUUUAAAUGCUCGCUGUUAAGGGAUGUUCUCAUCAAUUGAAAAAUCGUAACGUUAUUGUAUUUUGCUCUCUCUCUCUCUCUCUCUCUCUUUUUAUUAAAAAAAAGAAAAAAAGAAUCAUUACCUCCGAAGACCGGAGAUUUUUUUUUUUUUGAAAUGGUAAGAGGCGAAAAUAGAAUGGGAAAUAUAAAAUAACUAUUUGCGUAAAAUCUUAGAGGGAGUUUGAAAAUUUAAUCUUUUAUUUUCAACUUAUUUGUGUCUAUACUAAUA
Messenger RNA from Humulus lupulus (European hop), 2031 nucleotides. RefSeq lists its product as uncharacterized. The transcript has 2 exons. Bases 629 to 1726 code for a protein of 365 amino acids. The record is from RefSeq and is a predicted model, not a curated record. NCBI's taxonomy places the organism in Eukaryota, Viridiplantae, Streptophyta, Magnoliopsida, Rosales, Cannabaceae.